Ramularia collo-cygni is the source of this 2301-nucleotide messenger RNA. RefSeq lists its product as uncharacterized. Bases 1 to 2301 code for a protein of 766 amino acids. Lineage: Eukaryota; Fungi; Ascomycota; Dothideomycetes; Mycosphaerellales; Mycosphaerellaceae. The transcript is spliced from 2 exons. Gene Ontology annotation, molecular function: protein binding. The record is from RefSeq and is a predicted model, not a curated record.
AUGCGCUCACCACCUGUGGUGGGCGGCAAGAAAACCGAAUCACUCCUGGAGAUUUGCGCCGGCACGACUGCCUUGGGAAACAGUAUUUCCGUCCACACUCUGGAAUACUUGAGCAUCGUCAAGGUUUCCCCAUCUGGGUUCAAGGAUCUGGCGAUUGAAUUUCUCGAGACAAGUCAUGCUCUUUUCUCCGCGAGAGCUGGGAUGACGGCUGUCAUUCGCGUGGGAUCUCAACUCGAUGAGACUACAUCCAAAGGACUGGAAGCGCGAUUACACCAAACGAAAAACUCCUUCGCCGUCUACGGCCACAUGGUUGAUAAGCUCCUCAGCAGCGAAAAGAAACAUAAAUUUGGGAAGCUGGGCCUUAAUAUCAGAAGACUGUUUGCUGAGGGAGAUAUGGAGAGGAUCAAAGCAUCCAUGACUCAAUCUCGCACUGGGUUGGAAGCACACCCUCUUCCCUCGACUACUGGUGAUGCCAAAUUCGAAACGACGCAAUGUAUUGGGUAUACAGCUCUUUCGGCGGUUCUCGAGCGUCCAGAUCCCACGCAAGUGAAACGCACGCUUCAGACAAGGCAACUAAGCAAUGUUCUUGCUGGCUUGCCUCCGCCGCCGCCGAGUCCUAGUGGACCAUUACCUCUGCCGCCAAUACCUCAGGAUGGCUUCGGUGGAACAAGCUCUCCGUUGAGGAAUGGACCUUGGUCGCCUGGAUUUUAUGAUGCCGCGUCUUCUCCAGACCGGCCUGUGAAUGGUGACCAGGGUUCUAGAAAUGGGUCCCAAACUCUCAACGGUGGUGAUCGAACUGCUGGGAUUCGAGGCGACGAUAUUUCUGAAAUCUCGUCGACUCAUUCUUUCGUACAUGGGCGGCGAGGGAGUCCUUCGCACAUUCCAGAUUCGGGCAACAGACCUUUCAGAAAACCUCCAUCCGUGGGAGAGAAUGGUAGCGUUCCUAUCCAGCCAUCAAUUCGCGCCAAGGUUGAUCCGUCAACAGCUCCUAAUUUGGUUAUGCCGAAUGGUGAGACUCCUUUCACUCAUGCUAUGAACAAGACCACGCCGAUGAGUUUUGUGGAGCAUUUAAAGAACAGUCACGGGGAGACAGCCUUAUUCAAAGCCAUCGCCUCCGAACGACUAGACCUCGUCAUCCGUCUACUCGAUGCAGGCGCAGACCCCAACCUCCCAGGCCCCAAAAUCCUUCUCUGGCCAGCCGUACACUUUCCCCCAAUCCUAGAAGCACUUCUCUCACACGGCGCAGACCUGAAGCGUGCACCCGGCGUUUUGGAACUAGCCACAUCAAUCAACUCCCCCGAAGCAGUCGGCAUCCUCCUAAAAAACGGCGUAGACAUCAACGCCAAAAAAGACGGAAUCUACACGCCUCUAUGCUCCGCCAUUCGCGACGACCGAGGCGAUCUGGUAGAAAUUCUCCUACAACACAACGCAGAUCCGAAUCUCAAAGCACUGGAUUAUCCCCUCUUCAAAGCCGUCAGUUAUCAUCGCACGCACUUCCUCCCCCGUCUCAUCGCCGCAGGAGCAGAUCUCAAUUCCCCAAAAGGCUUGAUUGAAUGCGCAGUAGCGCACGAGAAUAAAGAAAGUCUAAUGUACCUCCUCCUCAAUCAAAAACCCAUCCCCAUCGACAUCAACGCCCGCAACGCUUUCGGCCACACAGCUCUCACAACCGCCAUUCGAGAUGGACAAGUUGAAUUCCUCGACAUCUUACUCGCUCAUGGCGCGGACCCGAGAAUUCGAGGACAAGAUUGGCCCGUUUCCAUGGCUGUUCAUCGACCCGAUAUCCUCGCAAAACUCCUCCCACAUAUCCCCACCAACAGAAUCGUCAAGGGGGUGUUGGAAAUGGCCGUCGUAGCCAACCAACUCGAAAGUGUAAAAUUACUAAUCACAGCAGGCGUGAAUGUCGAAGAAAAAAACGCCGGAGUUUUCAGUCCUUUAACCACUUCCAUCCGUGAGAAUCGCAAGGACAUUUUCAAAUAUUUGGUGGAUGUUGCGGGUGCAGAUGUCAAUUCCCCGGGAGAACAUCUUCCGAUUAUUAAAGCUAUAAGGAGACAUCGGGAGGAGGAUUUGAGUUAUAUUGAGCAUUUACUUGCGAAAGGGGCGGAUGUGAAUCUUUYGUAUCGGGGUUGGAAUGCGGUUUUGCAGGCGCUGGAUAAUGGGGAUUUGAAAAUUUUGAGGUUGUUGGUUGAGAAGGGGACGCCGGAUCUUGAGGCUAGGGAUGAGAGUGGGAGGAGUGUGGGGGAGAUUUUGAGGGAGAGGGGGUUGGAGGAUGAGGAGAGGAUUCUUUUGGGGGAGGGGGUUUGA